UCGAUGAAACAAGCGCCGCCGGUAUAGAUCGACUUGGCAACGACUCGUAGUUUCUUGGCUCUGUAGCAGCAUCAAUCAAUGCGAACCGCCUGUGAGCAUUGCUGCGUCCAGCGGUGGCGUUUAAGCAACGAUGUCAUCAAUGAGACUGCUGCUGCUAUUUUGCACUGCCGAUGCUCAGCGCGGCUGGCGAAACGGCAACUGGAUCAGCGGGUUCCGGGCUCCGGAGGACGUCAAGGCGCAAUGGGCCGCGCGACCGCCCAUGUUCGGGCCCGCGCCGCUGGCGAAUCGGCGGCCGGUCACCGACGCGCCCGGGAAACUCGCUAAGCCACGCACGCCGGCACCGUUGGGAGAACCCUUGUGGCCGUUUCCCGCGCAACGCUACGACGCCGACGUUGUGACCGGGCUCGCGCUGAAUUACCGCGAGUUCUCGCACCGGGCCUUCGUCGGCAGCUUGAGACGAGCGGGAUACACGGGCGACAUAACACUCAUCACGGAGCCGCGGAGCAGGCUCCAGCGCGGCUGCGAGGCCUACCUGCGGAAGAGUGGCGUCGUCGCCUACGGCCUCGUGCCCGACUGUAGCGCGUCUAGCGGGGGGAACAUCAAGCACAAGACCUGCAAGUGGCGCGAGGGCCAGCCGCCCCUGCCGCUCGCGAUCAUCCGCCACGCGUUGUAUCUCGCGAUCGCGAAGACGUACUCGCCGCGCAGCAUGUUCUACGUCGCGGACUACCGCGACACGUUUUUUCAGGCGGAUCCAUUUCAGCGCGUUAUUGAACGGAGAGGAAGACGCCUCGAGGGCCUCGAGCUCCUCGUCGUCGCGGAGCACUGGUGCGUCGCGGCGUCCCAGGGAUUUUCGUUCAUUCUUCACUUGACUCCUCGAUUGCGCGAGACACGCCAUCGCCGCGGCGUCAUUUCGAUGCCUGAUCCGUCCGCGCAGGCCCUUCAAGAAGGUAGGGAAUUGCCCCUUCAACGGCGGUUGGGUUCGUAACUGUUGGGGCCGCGCCGAGUGGGACCGGCUGCGCAACCAGUCCGUGCUCUGUUCUGGUUCGUAUAUGGGUGCGCAACCAGCAAUAGUGAAUUUUGAAACAAGACUGCUCAACGAGGUCGACGCGCACGACUGCCACCACAAAGGAGUACCUUCAGAUCAAGGAUAUUUGAACUAUCUAUUUUAUACGGGCAAUCUGCCGGCCGAGACCUUCGUCGAGACGCGCGGCGACGGCGUCGUCAACACGGUGGGAAGCCUCGACGGCUCGCGGCCGCGCCACGCCGGCUACCUCCCGCCGACGCACGUCAACAUCGGAGAAUAUUGGAAGAUUCGCGACGCCGCGGGCUACGUGCUCGAGGACGACCUGACGACGCGGUCGGCGGCGGUCCACCAGUGGGAUCGCUUCGGCCUCGAGUUCCACCAAUUCGUUUCAGAGCUCGGUAGGGACGUACGGCCACGACGACGCCUCAGUUCCGCACAAAAGCUCUGCGACGGAGAAAGGUUAAUCGUCAUCGGGGGCUUCCACCACAGCUUCACGAGCGUCCUCCGCGCGCAGCUCGCGAAACGAUUGGGCGUGCCGCUGCGGGGCGGGCGGGACGAGCGGUGGCCGGAUGACCACGUGGAGGAGGCCUGCUCCGCGGAGUGGACGGUGUUCAAGAAGCCGACGAACAGUCCGCGCGACGUGCGCCGGUUCGAGGGGUUGCGGCGCAAGUUUCCGGCGGCCCGCAUGAUCCUGUGUGGAAAACAACCAGUGCGUCGGGUGCACCCGACAAUUCUUCACUAAGCCAUUUCUCGGCGAUGACGCGGCCGUCCUGGCUCGGUCGAGCGGUGAGGAACCGUCAUUGCCACGCCAUCGAACAGGCGUCGCGUCGAUGGCGUAGAGGUCGACGCGGCAAUUCAGGACGAACGCGCCGUAAAUUUGAUUUCCACACAGGUAUGAUCUUUUGCACGAGAGACGCCCCGAAUCAGAUCUGGUCGCUGAUGAAGCGGACCUGCUACCGAACGUCGGAGCCCUUCGCCACGUGCACGGCCUUAAAAAGGUGUAUGAUCAACGAGGCGGAGAGGAAGUGGCGGAGGCCCAGCGCGCGCGACUGGACCGUGGAUCUGGCGGACUUUGCUGCUGAUCCGCGGAGUCUCUUGCGGGCGGUCGUUCCGGCCCAUCUCGCCCAUCCAAGCGUCCGGGAACCUCGAUCCGCCGCGGGUCCGCCGCGGGGAGGGUCCCACGAUGAUUUAAGAAGAUGGCAGGUGGCGCAGCCGGUCUACGCGUACAACGAUGAUACCUACGAACGCGAGAGUGGUUCCCUGGCGCCGUUGCUGAAGUCCCUGUCGAAUUGCGCGAGGGUCCGCUCAUUGCCCCGAAGCCUGGCUUGCCUCGUUAAGCGUGACAACUGCUCGCGCCAAGUAAUAAGGACUCGAUGAUAAAA
Messenger RNA from Pelagomonas calceolata, 2406 nucleotides. NCBI's taxonomy places the organism in Eukaryota, Pelagophyceae, Pelagomonadales, Pelagomonadaceae. The record is from the annotation of a GenBank genome assembly.